Molecule: messenger RNA, 767 nt
Organism: Oncorhynchus tshawytscha (Chinook salmon)
Lineage: Eukaryota; Metazoa; Chordata; Actinopteri; Salmoniformes; Salmonidae
Product: interferon alpha-1-like
Exons: 5
Coding region: 53-619 (188 amino acids)
Biological process (GO): defense response
Cellular component (GO): extracellular region
Molecular function (GO): cytokine receptor binding
Source: RefSeq, a predicted model, not a curated record
UAUAUUAGACUAACAAUGAUACUCUGUUACAGGUCAUCUAGCUACCCCAAGAAUGACACUUCAGACUGUCACUUGGAUGAGCGCCUUCCUCUGCCUCGCACAAGUUUGCUCCAUGCCCAUGCCUUGCCAGCUACAAGGACAGCUGGUGCGAAUAACCCACAACCUACUGAGAGACAUGGGGGGUCAUUUUCCUCUGGAGUGCAUGCAGGAUAAUAAUGUCUUCAUAGCAUUCCCAGCCACUGCUUUCACAACCUCCGGCGCGCCUCAGUUGAGCAGCAGUGAUCCUAAGGCUAUUUAUGAGACAUUGAAGAACAUCGACACAUUGUUUGGAGCUGAUGACCUGCCUACUAAGUGGGACCAACGGAAGUUGGAGAAUUUUCUGAAUAUUGUAUACCGUCAGAUUGAAGAGAGCAAAUGUAUGAUGGGGAGCGUGAACACAUGUGAUUAUCUAGUCAGGGUAAAGGUGCUGAAGACAUAUUUCAGGAACAUCGCAGCUGUCCUAAAAGAAAAAAAUUUCAGUUACUGCGCCUGGGAAGUGGUUCGAAAAGAGCUCCUGUACAGCCUACAGUUCAUUCUGGAACAUAACUCUGAUAGCCUUCUGUGGGCCAAAAGAACAUGAAUUUGAACUUGUAGAACUGAUUUACAUACUCUACUUGAUUUUGAUAGCCUACCGUUCUACAAUUAUGUUAUGUGCAAUGUCAAACUGCAAUUUAAUUCAAUGAUUUUAUCUAUCAAAGUUAUAUCUUUAUUUGAAAAUUGUGCAUACU